Molecule: messenger RNA, 4266 nt
Organism: Drosophila grimshawi
Lineage: Eukaryota; Metazoa; Arthropoda; Insecta; Diptera; Drosophilidae
Gene: Orp8
Product: oxysterol-binding protein-related protein 8
Exons: 10
Coding region: 126-3455 (1109 amino acids)
Cellular component (GO): membrane; intracellular membrane-bounded organelle; cytosol
Molecular function (GO): cholesterol binding
Source: RefSeq, a predicted model, not a curated record
GUGUGAGUGUCUCUCUCUCUCUCUCUGUGUUGUGUGUGUGUUUGUGUCACGCUGGACAAUUGGAGCAAAUGCGAAUAAGAAACAAAGACGAAGAAGAAGCACGCGAAUAUUAACUGCUACAAAACAUGCAGCAACAACAACAAAUGCCAAACAGCGGUAGUCAUACGCCCGUUCUGACGCCGUCCGCUGCCAGCGUCGGCAGCAGCAGCUGCAGCACACCCAUACGCAUUGGUAGCGAACGAAAGCUCGCCGGCAGCGGCGGCGGCGGAGAUUCACUGUUGCCGCCACCGUCAAACACCAUUUCCGUUUCCUCUUGUUCGCACUCGAUGCCAGGCACGCCGCAGUCAAGCAGCGUCCCAACAGCGACGGGCAGCACGCUGCAGCUGCAGGCGACGACGUCAUCGUCCGCUGCUCUGACUAUGGCCGCCUCGAAUCAGUCGCUUGGCGUCGGCGCCAGCAGCAGCAUUAGCGGCAUCAAUAUUACGCCGCCAAACAGCGCCGGACUGCGACAGCAGCCGUCAGUAUUCGAUUUCAAAUUCAAGCGUCGACCCUCGCAAAAAGUGCUCUUAACCAAACUGCCCUCCACGGACAGUUUGAGCAACAGCCCAGCGCCAUCAUCGCCAGGAAUCGCCAAUUGGGCCUCAGAUAAUCGCGAUGGCAAUCUGGCAGAUAAGUCUGCUGCCGAUGCUGCCAAGCUCAAUCGCAAGGAGUCGUAUAAGGCGCAGCGGAAGAACUACAGGCGGGAGAAGAAGCGCGUGGCCAGCGAGCUGAUGAACUCCCUCCAGGAUCCAGCUGUCAUUGUCCUAGCUGAUUGGCUAAAGGUACGCGGCACACUCAAAUCGUGGACAAAGCUGUGGUGCGUUUUGAAGCCAGGCUUGCUGCUCAUCUACAAGAGCCAGAAGACGAAAAGCAGCCAUUGGGUGGGCACUGUCAUGUUGACCUCCUGUCAGGUCAUCGAGCGGCCCAGCAAGAAGGAUGGCUUCUGUUUUAAGCUCUUUCAUCCGCUGGAGCAGUCCAUUUGGGCACCUCGAGGACCCGAUAAGGAGACCAUUGGCGCUGUUGUGCAACCGCUGCCCACAGCUUAUCUGAUAUUUCGUGCGCCCAGCCAGGCGGCUGGCAAAUGCUGGAUGGAUGCACUGGAGCUGUCGCUGCGCUGCUCGGCGCUUCUAUUGCGCUCCAAUAGCAGCACAACGCCAUCCAAUGCCUACACCGGCGAACCGCUGCCCGUCUCCAAUGAAACGCAGUGGUCGGAGGCGGACUACGAGAAGCACUUUAACGAUCACGGUAAGUGGAUGCAACAGUGGCUAGCGCCGCCGACACCAACUGAAUGCUCAAGCCAGCAGCCUUCGCGUGCCACAACGCCGUUGCUGCUGCAACAGAUCUACAGCAGCGCGUUGAGCAACUGGGAUCGCAACAAGAGAUUCCCAACAUUCGGGCAACGCUCGCAGCCGAUGCGACACGGCAGCGAUGCCUCGAGCAUUGAUUUUACGCCCAAUCAGCGUUUGCGCCGGCGGCAUCUGAGUCCCGUCAGCAAAUCCCUAUCACUGGGUGAGGGUGCCUUCUGUCCAAGCAGCAGCACCAGCGACAAUGAUGACGAUGACUUCGUCAGCAGCAAUCUUGGCAUCCCAGCACCAACCGGUUCCAGGCCAGUGAGCGCACCACCCGACUGCCUGCUGCGUCCGCAUUUCCAAAUCAAUGUUCAGGAUCUGGACGCUGAUAGCCAGAAUGAGGCAGCCAAUGCGGCAAUGUCUGGUCUGGAGUCUGACUCGGAAUCAGAGCCGGCACAGGAAGAUGAUGUUGUUGACCAGCCACCAUGCGAGGAGACCACCUAUGUGCCAUUUCAGGAAGAGGAGUUUGGUGCGCAAGGGGAGCAGGUGGAGGAACUAGCCGAAGAGAAUAAGAGUCUCAUCUGGUGUAUUGUGAAACAGGUGCGACCCGGCAUGGAUCUGAGCAAGGUAGUCCUGCCAACCUUCAUAUUGGAGCCACGCUCAUUUCUCGACAAGCUCUCUGACUCGUACUACCAUGCAGAUUUGUUGUCCAGAGCUGUGCAUGAGGAUGAUGCGUUUACUCGGAUGAAGAUGAUUGUGCAAUGGUAUCUGUCCGGGUUCUAUAAGAAACCCAAGGGCCUCAAGAAGCCAUAUAAUCCGAUAUUGGGCGAAACGUUUCGCUGCUAUUGGGAGCAUCCGGGCGGCAGUCGCACCUUUUAUAUUGCCGAACAGGUAUCACAUCAUCCGCCCGUGUCGGCAUUUUAUGUGACAAAUCGCGAGGAUGGCUUCAGCAUCACCUGCUCCAUCUUGGCGAAAUCGAAGUUCUAUGGCAAUAGCACAUCGGCCGUAUUGGAGGGAGCGGCAACGAUGACGCUACUGCCUCGCGGCGAAUGUUAUACGGCGAGCACACCCUAUGCCCAUUGCAAGGGUAUACUCAUGGGCACGCUGUCCAUGGAGCUCGGCGGUAAGAUCAACAUCGAGUGCGAAAACACCGGUUACAAGACGGAGCUCGAGUUCAAGCUGAAGCCAUUCCUCGGUGGCGCCGAUGCCACCAAUGUUGUUGUUGGCAAAAUCAAGCUAGGCAAGGAGACGUUGGCCACCAUCAGCGGGCACUGGGACAAGGAGUGCCGCAUCAAGGAUAUGAAAACGGGUGAGGAGACGCUGCUCUUCAAAGCGGACGCCGAAAUGCGUUCGAAGCGUCUCACACGCUAUCUGGUGCCCAUGGAGAAACAGUUGCCCACGGAAUCGGAACGGCUCUGGCGUCUCGUCUCUGAGGCCAUUGCAAACGAGGAUCAAAUUGCGGCCACCGCGGAGAAAACUGUACUCGAGGAAAAUCAGCGUGCGGCUGCCAAGGAUCGUGCGGAAAAUGACAAAGUCCAUAUACCCACACUGUUCGAACAGGAUAGCUAUGGCCAGUGGAUCUAUAAGUAUGCCGAUUUGCGGCCCUGGGAUACGCGCAACGAUGUGCGUCAAUAUGAGUGCGACUACAAGGUGCUCACCGAGACCCGGAACAAAACGGUGCCCAUUGUUCAUGGCGCCGAAAUUAUUCAUCCCCUGCGUGCCGGGCAUGAGCCAUCCAUUAGGAGUCGUACACGUUUAACCGUUGGCAAGGAGUCCAACAAGACGCCCAAGGCUAUGAACAAAUCUCUGGUGUUGGCACCACGUGACACCAACUCGGAUUCCAGUCAAUCGCCCCAAGGCGCCGUCAAGCGGGGCACGAAUAGCAGUUCUUUCAGGCAAAUCGCCGUGACCUUGGAGCAGUUGAAUGCCACACUGGAGAAUCAUACGAAGCAGCUAAAUGACAUCUCACGCCGAUUGGAACGGAUGCAAUAUGCGCCGCCCUCUCAGCACACGUCGCCAUAUGAUCUGCUUGGAGGCGGCGUCUCCCUUUCCACGGUGUUCAAGUCGAUAAUCUAUGCGCUAAUUGGACUCGGCGUCAGCCUCAUAUUGCGCUGGCUGUUUAAAUAGUUUAAUUAUUUGGUUUUAUUUGUAUAUUAUUAAGCAGAAUUUUUGAGCAUAUACAUUUAGCUGAUAUAUAUAUAUAUACAUAUACAUAUACAUAUACCUAUAACUAUAUAUAUAUAUAUAUAUAUAUAUAUAUACAUAUGUAUAUAUAUGUAUCUAUAUACACACCCAAUAUUCUAUAGCUCUAUUUGCCUAUUGAUUAUUUGUAUUUUGUACAUUCUCUCUGUACCACUCAAAAUGCCUUCGCCGCGUCUAGAGUCAAUCACGAAUUAUGAUUAAGUUAAGUGUUAGGUACUAUGUAUGUUGUAGUCCAAGUCGGAUAUAUAUAUACAUGUAUAAAUAUAUAGCUGGCGAAAAAUGCAAACGUUUGCAAAUCUGGCGCCACACAUCAGGUACGUCUCUUUAGGUCUUUAGGCGUUUUCUAAAGCAUUACGGUUUAUAUAUAUAUAUAUAUAUAUAUGAAUCUAACUAAUAUUCGCACCAACAAUUUCGUAACAAUUCCAAGUCGCUGACAUCUUAAGCAAAAUGUAACCAAUUCCCGUUGUUUUUUUUUUUCUGUAAGUUACAUAAUUAUUCUCUUACACAAAUAUAUUCAAAACGAGGCUUUCUGCUAAAAACAUAAAGAGAGACACUCACAAAUCCAUUUAGAAUUUAAAUGCUAAAGUGUGCUUAAAAUAAAUUAAGAAACACACCCACCCACCCUCACACACACACACACACACACACACAAAAGAAAAACGAAAACAUAUACACUCGUCACUUAUAGAGCCAACACCAAUUGUACAACAUGAAAUAAAAAUCAACCUUUUCAAUA